UGUCAGAGAGAGAGGGGGACAAUGCGACUUGACAGGCAUGUUGCGAGUGUGUCACAAGGAGAGAGAACGAGAGUGUGUCACGAAGAGAAGGAGAGAGAAAGAGGGAGAGAAAACAAUCGAGUUAUGGUCAGAGAGAGAGAGAUAGAAUGAAUGAAUGACAGCGACAGAGAACCAGCGAGCCACAGAAAUUAUAUGUGAAUGACAGGUAGGGAUUUAGAAUAAUGUAGAAUAUAGGUCAGGGGAAGAGAGAGAGAGAGACUCUGAGUAACAGAGAAAAGAAGUGUGUGGCAGAGACUGUGAGUGACAUAGAAAGAGACUGAGUGGCAGAGAGAGGCCAUAUGAAUGACAGAGAUAGUGUGCAUGGGGUAGGGUCAGGGGGUGAAGAUAGAAAACGUGAAUGAGUACCCUAGGGAGGAUGAGUAAAUUAUGAAUCAAAGAAAAAAAUGAUAAAAUUAGGUUAAGCAAGGGAAACAUAGCAACAAGUAGCUUGUUGCUACAAGGGAAAAAAACCCAAAGUGGCUUAAAUCAAGGCGAACUGAAUGUCGGAGAAGAAAACACUGGAAAUUGGUACUGAAUGGGAACAAGGAAAGGACAGAAAGUAACUGGUUCAGAUGAAAAGGAAGACUAUGGGUAACAAGAAAAGGAAAGGUAGGAAAUAAAUAUGGAAGAGACAGUUCUAACGGGAUGUGCACGGAACUGGAAGAAUGUCAAAGAUAAGAGGAAGGCUUGGGCAAAAAGCAGAGACUCUUGGCAAAACUCUGAGACCAUCGAUGGAACGUCAACAGUGGACAGCAGUUCAAUAAACCCUCAGAUGCCCCAAACAUUAGAAGAGAAUGGCAUAUCAAAUGAGAAGAUUGAAAUUUGGCUUCAAGACUGUGGAGAGCCAUUAGGAGCAUCCUUAGAUGAACAAAGCCAUCUAAUGUUGAAGGGUGGAGGUACAAAACCUGGAUGCAGUUUUGAGGAUGACUUGUUGCUUGGUGCAGAAGCUAAUUAUCUUCAUCCUCAUAUCGACUCACUGCUGACAGUAAGUGGCACAUCAGCUGAGGUAAAACGUAACAAAUUUUAUCAGAUGGGAAGCAGCAUGAAUUCCACUGGUUCUGGAAAGAGCAAUACUACUGUAUCGAGUGUUUCAGAACUACUGGACCUUUAUGAAGAAGAUCCUGAGGAUGUCCUCUAUAAUCUUGGGUUUGGAACAGAUGAACCUAACCUUGCAUCAAAAAUUCCAUGUCGAUUUUUUAAUGCUUCAUCGUUUGCAAAAGGAAUAGAUUUUAAACUAUUUUUAGAUGCUCAGAUGCAACGUAUGGAAUUGGACAAUCCAAAUUUCGCCCUCACAAGUCGAUUUCGUCAGAUUAAAGUUCUCACUACAGUGGCUAAUGUUUUCUCCUCACUGUAUUCUCAAGUUUCUGGAGCUCCUAUAAAGAAAAUAGGUGACGUGGCCGAAGCCCCAACCUCGGGCCAAGCUCCCACUGUUGGAAACAAUGCUGGCAGACUCAAGAAGACAGUAUCAAAACUCAACUUACUUGCGGGUCAGCAGACAAAAGUAAUAGAUACAACUAAUCAAACAGAUCCAGCAGCUGCAGAAAGUUCAAAAGCAUCACAGCUUUCUUUUGAAACCAACAAGAGCUUUACUGACGAUGAGAAGAAAGAGGAGGUAAAACUUAAGAAAGAAAUGAGGUUGCAGAGAUGGCGUAAAUUGACUGACCCUUCCUUGAAACCAGUAUCUGAGGAAGUGAUGACUGGAAUUGAAGGUCCCCUCUGUCCCACAGAGAUCAUUCUUCAGGAAUGUUUAUCUAAUGUAACAAAUGGCUGUACGGAAUCCAAGCAGAGUGAUGCUGCUUGCAUGAAAGAAGGAAUGGAGAGCGGUCUUGAUAAUGCGACUGGUAUCUCAGAUUCUUUUGUAGACUUGAAUGCAUCCACAAAUACAGAAAGUGCAGCUACUGGUGAGCAGACAUCUGCGCUCUCACAGGAAAAUACAGUGUGUUCAACCCCAGAUAAAGCUGUAGCAAUGCACCAUCCAUCCAUGAGCAGCUUGAUGGAGCAGAAGGAAUUCUCAUUUGACUUGGAAGAGGUUCAAAGCAAUGAAGGAGAAGGAUUAAAUGUGCCAGGAAUCAGAAACCCUAUUCUACAUGACAGAAUUUCAGCAACAAAUAAAGAGCAUUUUUUAAGGACCAGCAGUUCCCAUUCGGACAGCAGUGGGUUUGCAGAAGAUCCAUCCUCUGACUUGACCGGACUGUUUCAGGGGCCAGAUGGUUACCUGCAAGCAAUGGGAAGCAGUGCUGACAGCUGUGACAGUGAGACCACAGUCAUGUCCUUAAUUGAUGAUCUUCAGACGCCUCUGAGCAGUGACCAGAAGUUUUUCACUCCAUUUCAAACGCCAGUGGAUGAUAUGACUCUGGACCUGAAGGAAGCAACUUCAGAUCCAAAUGUGGAAUUAAUUUCUGAUAAUGUGGUGGAGAUGGACAGUGAGGCAACUACUGGUACGGAUGGUUGCACGCAGUCAGCUGACCAGAAUGCUUUGGGUUUUAUUGAUAGUGAAGUGGAGCUGGACACAGAAGGUGAUGUGAAGUGCGAAAGUGAGGAAGAUAUUCCUACAUACUCUGGGCAUCCUGGAGCACGCCAAAGACGGAAGAGCAUAGACUCUGUACUCAGUUCCAAGCCUGUUGCUGCUACUUCUGAAGCUGUUGAAUUUUCCUCCUCGUCGUUAGGUAAGAUCACCACAGUACUCGAGAGAGCAAAAACAAAAACUUAUGCUGUCUCCAUUGCCUCUGGAAGAACAAGGCGUCCAGUGACCAAAGCAAAUGAUCGAAUCAUGAGAGAAGGGGAGAGGGCCUCCAGGAAUGAAACUAUUGAGAAGCUCCAACGAUCGUCUUUUCAAAGGUCCAGCUCUCUUCCAACUAAACUGCUGAAUCCAGUGCGAGUGGUGUCAUCGUUAAACAUACAACUGGCAUCCGAUAGCAGCACACAACACAGUUCACCAACGUUCACCUACAGAUAUUCUGCUCAGGAGGAAGGGGAAUUACCAGCUGAGGAUGAAAAUGAGCAGUUAGUGUGCCGAUCAGAGCUUUAUAUCCCAAACGAGAUGAAAGAGAAAAGUAGGAAGCAAUUCGCUGUGAACAAGCAAAAUGCAGAACCACAACAUAGGUUGGCCUCAGAGACACUGUCAAUGCCAGCAUAUUUAACACGAUCCUGCUGUUCCCUUCAUACACUCCCUUCAGAGUGGCAAGACCAGCCUCUGUGUGCUCACGCAAGAACCAGGAGCACGUGCAGCAUUCCCAACCUCGGGGAAUCUACCUGUACAUCACCUUAUGGGUUCAUGUAUCCUCAGAGACCAAUGUCACACUCUUAUUGUCACAGUUCAAUGAAUCCUCCGUCUGCUAUUGAAUCACAGCUCCGUCGAGUCCUUACUGAGAUAAGGAGCACGGUGCAGAAUCUUUCUCGGAUCCCAGUCUAUCAGGGCACUGACCUUUCGUUUCCAUACUAUCCAUCAAUGAGGUCAGGCCUUUUUCCUAUGUAUGAAAAUACAUAUCAAGAACUGCAGAUGAUGAGAAGAAAUCUGAACUUUUUUAGAACACAAAUGAUGGACUUGGAAUUCAUGAUGCUGAGGCAGCAAACUAUGGUGUAUCGACACUUAACCGAUGAGGAGAGGCAAGAAGCUGACCAGCUGCAAGGCCUUCGGAACUGUGUUCGCAUGGAGCUGCAGGAGUUAGAGCUCCAGUUGGAGGAACGAUCGUUUGCUUUGGAGGAGCAGCUCAAAGGCCCGAGCCAGUGUCCGAUGUUCAGGCCACCAUCUCAUGCUGAAAUGUACGCUAAUAAUGCAGAUUGCAUGUCUUCCUCUACUCUCAAUGUAAUGGAACCGGUGUCUGAGCUCCUAAGAGAGCAGUCACAUCUUCGAUCUGAACUGGGCUUCUCUGAACAAAUGGGUGAAGAAUAUGAUUACCCACACUCUUACUGUGGCCACUACGCUAACCUGGAGUCAGUUUCCCGCUCCUCAAGCCCAGGCUGGAUGUCCAGGUGUUCAGCACCGGGCUCUUUAAGUCAUGGUCCUACGAGCACACCAACCAAUACUGCACCACAUGGGAAACCAGUGAACCAAGCUACCUCAACCCAACCGCAGAGCAAACAAGUGUAUCGCUCUUCAGUUUUGCUGACUCCCUCACCACCAUCACGACCUUCCCUGGGGGAGCCACUUACGGAAAAUAGAUCUUCAUCAGGAAUUGUGGAUCAAAAUCCAUUAAGCCAGACAUCUGAACCUACUGUUGCUGCAGCAUCCUCUCCAUCUAAUGGAGCAACAAGCCAUGUUGUAGAUUAUCCAGAUUUUCACAGUGUUCUGCAAGAGAUAAAGGAAUCAAUUGUUGGGGAAAUAAGGCGGGAAAUUCUGGGUGGACUUCUAGCUGCGAUAUCACCAGCUGGUAAAGAUGUUGGGCGUAAGGAAGAGAAGAUGUGACCACAGGAGGAAUUGCUUGUUUCUGAAGAAUUUAUCUUUGGCACAACGAAAUGAAUUUCUCUACUUGGUUUACUAGCUUCUAACCACUUUUACUGGUUGAAGUAGCCUUUCAUAAUCAUUCUGCUUGGAUGUCCAGAGUUUCAGGAGGCACUGUUAAUUCAGAGAUGGAUUACUUUUUAUCUAGGAAGCAUUCAUAAAUGUACUUUGUAUGUUGAUUAAUUUCUUUUCUGUGUUUAUUACUUCUUGUAACUCAGUGUCUUAAAAGUGAUUUAACACACCUAAUAGUCAGACUUAGUAAAUAAAACUUAAUUUUGUUGUAGUGUUUGUUAGUGGCCUGCUGUUGGGGACUUAACACCUACAUUAUGUGAUAAGAUUAAAACUUGAAAUUCUGCUUUUACUUAAUUACUUAUAGGUUACGUGUGCUGUAACACUUCCAUAGAUGUUUAUUUAACAUUUUCUUCUUGAAGCACUGACCUCUGUGAGGUACUUCCUGUGCAAUACCUGUAACACACGGCAAACUUGAAAAGACCAGAGAAUCGUUACUACUGUUUAUAAUCACAACACUCUUAAUAUCUGUGAAAUAUUCAAUGUACUGCAUGUUAAGAGGAAAAGAGUCUUAUGUCGUUUGGUCUUUUUAAAAAAAAGUGAGGAUUUAAAGAAUGAAAAAGCGUCUAUCUGAAUGCCACAAACUGAUUUAGAGGUGGUCUUACACUGAAUUUUAUAUAUAUAUUUAAUUCAUUUGAAAAUUUUGGAUUUAUUUGAUAACUUUGAAUAGGAUGGGUUGGGAUUCAUAAGUACUUCAAGUGCCUAAAGCUUUUUUUCUAAAUACGUACUUGGUAUAAAUGUAUGAUACAUAUUUACUAAAAUGUUUCUUCUAUUAUGGAUCGUAUGCUGAAGAAAAUUGUAUAAUAGUUUAACUUGGGAUGCAUGUGGAAUAUAUUGA
Mobula hypostoma (lesser devil ray) is the source of this 5387-nucleotide messenger RNA. RefSeq names its product ITPR interacting domain containing 2 (gene itprid2). Gene Ontology annotation, molecular function: signaling receptor binding. The record is from RefSeq and is a predicted model, not a curated record. Lineage: Eukaryota; Metazoa; Chordata; Chondrichthyes; Myliobatiformes; Myliobatidae. The coding region runs from base 662 to 4444 and encodes 1260 amino acids. The transcript has 19 exons.